Trichoderma reesei QM6a is the source of this 1713-nucleotide messenger RNA. Its product is annotated as calcium permeable channel. The annotation marks the transcript as partial. The transcript is spliced from 2 exons. The record is from RefSeq and is a predicted model, not a curated record. Gene Ontology annotation, biological process: calcium ion import across plasma membrane. Gene Ontology annotation, molecular function: calcium channel activity. Lineage: Eukaryota; Fungi; Ascomycota; Sordariomycetes; Hypocreales; Hypocreaceae.
UCGCACCCGCUCUACGAGCCCGAGUUUGCCUUGCUUGACCGAGGCAUCGUCGGGCGGGCUCCCCUGGAUGCGCAGCCCCUGCAGAACAAUGCCCCGACACCCUUGAAUCUGGCGCCGGGCUCCUCUGCCUGCUAUGUCGUGCAGAAGAGCGUCAUCUUCGGCGGCAGUGAAAACGCUGGGUCCUCGACUUCCAGUCGGGAACUGAAGAGGGACGAAGACGUCGAGGCGAGGGCCGACCAUGCCAAGCAGCCAAGCAAUGAUAAGUCCGAGAGCAGCGGCACUCCAACGAAGACCCUCUACCUGUCAGCGAAUACCUGCCUCCAGCCGCAGAUUGUGUCUUCAAAAGGAGCAUCAGAAGCGCCUCCGCAGCUGCGUAUCUACAUCUCGACCUCGAGCAAGGAUGGGUGUCCAGACCCGACCAAGCCUGCGGCCGGAGUGCAAUCAAAGGCUUUUGAGCAAGGCGCCGUCAUGUACGGCCUGAACGCCACGGGAGACGUAUAUGUCACUGUUGCAGCUCCCGACGUCACGGACAAGUUCCAGGGCAUCUACAACUUUGAGAUUGCGGCAUCGACCGAUGCCUACUAUUAUCAGUACAGCUCGCAGAACGGGCAGCUGUUAUGGAUGGAUAGCGAUGCGACAUCUGCCUUGCUCCAGACGGCGAGCUUGACGAAUGACCGGAACAAGAUUUCAUCCAUUAUCAAAGGCGAUCCGCAGUACGACUUGUUCGUCCAGGCCACCAAGGCACCGGUUCUCGACGGGCUGAUGCGCUCAGUCUGUGGGAUGAACAACGUUGCUCAGAUAGCAUCUAAGAGGCUGGAUAACGGGCAAAUGAACAACAACGAAAUGGUUCGGACCAAGAUGACGGACAAGGGGCCGGGAGGGUGGCCUCGGCAGCAGUUUUACUUCCAGGGGCUCAAUUCGAGCACCUCAUACUACGGCAUCUUGGUCAAGCACGGAAACUCGACAGCUAGCUCCAAGAGACAAAGCACAGGGGUGAUUGGGGGCGGAGGCAUUGUCUUUCCGCCCACCGACUUUCAGACCUCGGCAGGAACAAAUUGCAAUCUCAUCACAGAUUUGGACUUUUGCGAAGACGUGCAGUGGGCGGCACCGGGAAACAACAAGUACAACAACACGGAGCUGGGCAACAUCUACGACGCCUACGCCAAGUCCAUGUACAGCAACUUUCAAAAGGUCAUGAUGCAGAUUCCGUGCGAGGCGCCGUCCACGCAGCGGUACUCGCUGGCGGCCAACUGCGACAACUGCACGACGGCUUACAAGCAGUGGCUCUGCGCCGUCGCCAUCCCCCGAUGCGAGGACUUUUCGACGCAGAGCAACUACACGAUCCCGCGCAACGCCGCCCAGGCCUUUCCCAACGGCACUUUCCUCCCGGACGCGCUGAGGAAUGAACUCAUGCAGACGCCGGCCUUUAACACGUCCCGCACCAGCUUCAUCGACGAGGUGAUUGCGCCGGGACCGUACAGGGAGAUUUUGCCCUGCGCGGAUCUCUGCUACGGUGUCGUCCAGGGAUGCCCGGCGGCGAUGGGCUUUGGGUGCCCGCGGCCUGGAAAGCUCGGCUUUAACGUGAGCUAUGCGUUACGGGACCGCAACGGCGGAGCGGUGUCUUGCAACUACCCGGGAGAACCGAGAACGCAGGUCAGCGCAUCGGGAGCGACGGCGCCCAGCAUGAUGCUCCUGGUUGGUGUCCUCGGGCUG